Plodia interpunctella (Indianmeal moth) is the source of this 6184-nucleotide messenger RNA. RefSeq names its product Exchange factor for Arf 6 (gene Efa6). Lineage: Eukaryota; Metazoa; Arthropoda; Insecta; Lepidoptera; Pyralidae. Gene Ontology annotation, biological process: regulation of ARF protein signal transduction. The coding region runs from base 198 to 3317 and encodes 1039 amino acids. The record is from RefSeq and is a predicted model, not a curated record. The transcript is spliced from 21 exons. Gene Ontology annotation, molecular function: guanyl-nucleotide exchange factor activity; protein binding; phospholipid binding.
UCAGCCAACAUUUUGUUUUAUCUGUGCCUGACUUCGGUUAGGUUGGGUGCGUUUGCUUUUUACCGUGCCGUUGUAAAAAGUAUUUUUAUUUUUAUUUUCGUAAUUAAUUAAUUAUAAAGUUUUCUAAUGUGUUUCUAAUCUAGUGGUACUAGUGAAAUCCUUCUGAGGAUGAUAAUAAAUGCUGCUGUGUACUGAAUAUGGCUGACGAAAGACUAGUGGUUUUGAAGCGUAGUGACAAUUUAGGAUUCGGAUUUUCUUUGCUGGGCGAAGCCGGUUUGCCACACAUUAUAUACCAAAUUGAAGAAAACUCCCCAGCGGCUCGUAGUGGUGAGGUUGAGGCUGGAGACGUAUUACUCAAGGUCAAUGGGACUGAUGUUAACCGGUUCACCACUCGAGAAGUUUUAAAAUGCUUACGGCUCUCAUCGGAUCCCGUCACAUUAAGACUGAAAAAGGACCCACAAGUCAAAGACAGCGUUCGAAGGUAUUUAGCAGCAGCCGCAGAGAGGCGCUCAAGCAUCGCACGCAUCAACCACGACAAAUCGAGCUCCCCACCGUCGAGUAACUCCAAUUCGAACUCAACCAGCAACUCGUCUAGCAACUCGUCCAGCAACGGGUCGGGCGUGCAGUCGGGCGAUAGUUGUGAGAACCUUUUACCAGACGAAAAGCCGCGGCGGCCGCGCGCAAACCAACCCAAGUUCGAAGCCUAUAUGAUGACUGGAGACCUCAUGUUGAACUUGUCAAGAGUAGAGCACCCACAUUACAACCACCACGCACCCACACAUCGAACACAUUAUCACAGACAUUACCCCGUCAGGUACAACUCGACGCCGGCGUCGCCCAGCGACAGCCGCAGCUGCGCGCGCGCAGACCUCGCGCAGCGACACAACUCCUCUCCCGACACGGCGCUCGUCAGCGAACAUGCCACCAAGAUGUUCAUAUCGCAGCCGGCGUCGCCGGCGGGCGGCGCGGCGUCCAAUGACCAGCUGUCGUCCAGACCCCCGCACACUGUAAGAACUUCACGCUCAGAAGACCACCUGCAGUUUCAGAAGGAGUCCUCCCUGAGCGCGGUGGCGGUGGACAUGGAGGAGGACGUGACGUCAUCGCUCAACACACUGCUGGACGCGCGCCCGGACUCUGCCACGCCCGCUCCAGGCUCCGACAGGGACCGUAUGUGCAGGAUCGUGUGGACGUACAACGCCCCCGUGUCGAGCGCCAGCGAGCGCACGCACUGCAAUGGUUCUGGAGCCACUUCUAAUUCCACCUCCAUCUCCGACGGAAUGUCACAGAGGUCGUCGUCGCCCGCGUCGCCGACGUCGGUGUCGUCGUCCGUGAUGUCCUCGCGCGCCUCGCCGCCGCCGCCGCGCGCGCUGCAGCCGCUACAGCCGCUGCAGCACCACCACAGGCUCAACGGUGACAUGAGUCUCUCGGAAGCCGUGUCCAACAUAUCUAGUCCGGACUACCAAGACCAAGACGACAUGUUCGAAACUGGACGAGAGUGUCCCAGAAUGGAGCUCUCAGACCCCUCAGACUCGGACUCCACGAUAUUGGUCUCCGAGCCCUGCCACAAGCGAGCCAAGUCCAACUCCGACCACAGCGACCGAACUCUCAACGGAGAGAACGAUUACCGGAUAGUCAUACAGGUGAAGGGACCGGACAAACAGAAUGCCAAUACCAAUAAUUCGAAUGAGAAUGUAAAUAAUAAUAAUUGUACGCAGAAUGGAAAAGAAAACGGACAUAAUUCGCCAGAGAAUCAAGGGUACCAGGAGCUGUGCAGUGGUUCAGACGGUGGUUCUGACGAGGGUUCUGACGGCGACUCGCUACAUUCGUUCCACUACAGCCCCAAGGCUGUGGACAUACCGUCUGCUGAGAGGCUGGCCAAGAGGCUGUACCACUUGGACGGGUUCAAGAAGUCUGACGUUUCGAGGCAUCUUAGUAAAAAUAACGAAUUCUCCCGCGCAGUAGCAGAAGAAUACGUGCGCCACUUCUCAUUCGCGGGCGCUACGCUAGACGCGGCGCUGCGAGCGUUCUUGGCACGGUUCGCUCUGAGCGGCGAGACGCAGGAACGCGAGCGGGUGUUGGUUCACUUCAGCAGGCGGUAUCUCGAAUGCAACCCUGCAUCUUUUAAUUCACAAGACGCGGUGCACACGCUAACGUGCGCCCUCAUGCUGCUCAACACGGACCUGCACGGCUGCGGCGGCGCCUUCCGGCGGAUGUCGUGUGCGGAGUUCGUGGACAACCUCGCCGAGCUCAACGACGGCGACAACUUCCCCAGGGACACGCUCAAGCAGCUCUACCACGCGAUACGCACGCAGCCGCUGCAGUGGGCUUUGGACGCAGAAUCGGGCGGCGGGGAGACGGCGGCGGGUGCGGGUGUGACGGGGGCGGGGGCGGGGGCUGGGGCGGGGGCGGGGGCGGCGGGGGCGCGCGUCGGCAACCCCUUCCUGGACGUGCCCGACCAGAGCCGCGCCGUGGAGUACAAGAAGGGCUACGUCAUGAGGAAGUGCUGCUUCGACACCAACGGCAAGAAGACGCCGUUCGGGCGCCGCGGCUGGAAGAUGUUCUACUGCACGCUGCGCGACCUCGUGCUGUAUCUGCACAAGGACGAGCACGGCUUCCGUCGCAGCCAGAUGUCGGACAGCAUACACAACGCUAUCAGAAUACACCACGCCUUAGCCACGAAAGCGACGGACUACACUAAGAAACAACACGUGUUCCGGUUGCAGACCGCCGACCAAGCAGAAUACUUAUUUCAGACGAGUGACUCGAAAGAGCUGUGUUCGUGGGUGGAGACGAUCAACUUCGUGUGCGCGGCGUACUCGGCGCCGCCGCUGGCGGGCGCGGUGGGCUCGCAGCGCAAGUUCCAGCGCCCGCUGCUGCCCUGCACGCACACCAAGCUCAACAUGCGGGAUCAGUUGACGGAGCACGAAGAAAGGGCGUCGCGGCUCGAAGAAGAACUAGCAGCACUGCGGCACGCGAAAGACAAUUCGCCGCACGCGCGCGACAAGGAACAUUACCUCGUGUAUGAAGGUCCAUUCCCUCUGAACGCUAAAGCACGGAGCAUGUGUGUGCGUGUGUCGGUUGCAGGUGAAGAGGUACCGCACGUACGCGCACGUGAUGCGCGCGCGCGCGGCCGACGGCGCCGCGCACGACGCGCCCGCGCUGCCUGCGCGCGCGCCGCCCUGACGCGCUCUGGCGGUGUUCGCCGCCUGCGUGCCGUGACCCCGCCGCCCGCGCUGCCUCGCCGCCAGCGACGACUGAUACACAAGUUGGGGAUGCCACCUCUACUCUGUUUCCAUCUCUUCCGUUCUAACAGAUAAUUCGUCUAAAAACCUGAUAUCUGAAUCCUGGGAUAUAGUAAAGUUUCAGACUCAUCAUAGAAUUAUUUCCAUCCCUUUUUACACUUGAAUCUUUCUUGUUGCUCCUCAAAAUGAAACUAAAAUUAUUUGCAGUAUAUGAUUAUAUUUUCUAAAUGGCAAACCCAGUGACAUUACGAUUACGAACUACUCAAGUUGUUGUAUCUAACGAACUAGAUUACCAUAAAGUGAUAAAAUAUAAAAUGGGGGAGCGGUGUGACAAAAGCGCGUUUACUGAGACACUAUUAGGUACGAAUUAAAAUUAAAGUUUUAAUAUCGAUUUAUCUAGUCCCGUCUUCCUUGCGAUAGGUUUGCCGCUUGCCGACCCACGGCUUCUGUGAGGCUACGUGUCUUUUUUUAUAAUACUCAAAAAUUUUUGUCAAGACACUUGCUUGUGCUAUUGGUACUUUAAAUAUUAAAAAAGUCCUAAUUUCGUUAAGUAUUAAUUUCGGCAUAAAAUAUCGAAUCCAACGGAUACAAUAAUCACGAUCCGAUUGGUGUUAAUCGAGAUGUAAUCAUAUGUUUUAGAUCAUAUCUAAGUUGAAAAAUGCGCUUUAAUUACUAUUAAUUAAACAAUCGCGAAUAUUGGCUUCGGUGUGUGUAAUAGUAAGUCAUUUAUCAUUCCAUGUUUCGUGUUUCUACUACACCAACUGCUAGAUAAAAGCGACCUGUAAAGCUCCAGAUAGUCUCGCUCCGCGGACAUCGCGAUACGACUGUAAGUGGCAUCGUGUAAUGGAUCCUAAUUAGUAAUUUACAAAUGGUUUCAUAUGAAGCAAAGAAUUAAACGUUGAGAGGUUAUCCAUUUCAUUAUGUCAUUGUCGGCUCGAUCUUGACAAUGCAGUCUUAUUAAAAAAGUGAGGUGCGGCAUACUUUAAACGUCCCGUUCAAAUGUUAUCAUAUUAGCAUAGUAUUUGCGGCACCGAUAGCGGCGCGAGUUCUAACUGGUGCUUAGUAUCUACUUACACUUGUAAAAGAAAUAAUGAUCUGAUCGCGCAGUUUACUUUGCUACGUCGUCUGAUAUAAUUCAUUGUGAACCGCAAAUUAAAAUGUAGCAAUUGUUUUGCAUCACAAUCGGUCGCCUGUGGCUACGAGACAAAAACUGAAUUUAUUACAAUGUUGUAAAUACAUUUUAAAGAGACUGAGAUAAGUGAAGUUAUUUAUUUCGUUUUGUAAAUCCACCAGUGUCAAAUGUUAGACAUCGAUAUAGUGUAACAGUAAUUCAUACAAUAGGAUCUCACAUGUAAUUAUAGCUCUUAGAAGGAAAGUGUACCAGGAGAAUUGGCGAUACGCGCCAAAAAGGAAUUUGAGCGAUUGCGUUGUAUGUCUCGAUGUGUUUUGUACGAGCUUUUUUGUAAUAUUUUAAUUGAAAUAAAAUGUGCUCCAAUAUAAUCAUAAUAAUGUCGUUAUGCACACUUUCUAUGCAUAUUGUUGUACUUCAUCAAUUCCAUUGUUACGUAUUUAUUCUUUGCAACUGUUAUAAAAUUAUUUUGUGAUUGUGAUAGUCAAUUUUGGGAGAAAAUGGUAAUAAAGCGGUACUACCGGGCGGAUAUAGAUGAUGUUGAAUGGAUAGUACUUAUAAGGAUUGAGCUGGCAUAUAUGUGAUUUAUAGAGCGAAUAAUUUUUGGAAAUCGGUCCCAGGAUGAGCACUGCGGAUACGUGAGGCAGCAAAAUGGCGCGACUAUUCAUUAUUAUUAUUUAUAUUCAUUAUCAUUUUAUGGUUCGAGUGCAGUACACAUUCUACAUUACAAGAUAUGCCAGUAAAGCUCUAGUGAUGGCGACGGCUCAAUUAUCCUAUCUCCAGAGCAAAGUCGAUUGAUAUUAGAUUGUUUUAGUUUUAAACCUAAUCAUUGUAAAUAGAUUAUUUUUUACGAAUUAUUUACAUGUUACUUUUAUUUUUAUAUUAUUUACUGAAAUGUAUAGCUUGAUUAGUUUUGUUUUUUAUUAAUAUAAAAUGUUGUGUGUGCGCCUCUGAUGCACUUUUCAGCUUCAUGUCAGUGUAAUUUAUUAUGAAAAAUGAAAUGCCAUAAUGUGAAUUAUUAAAUGUAUUAUGUCCAAAUGUGUUUAAGGAAGUCUUAAACUAAAUGUAUAAAUUUUGUUGCAGUAGCUUGUGUUGUGAAUUCAAUCAACUUUUGUUAAAUAAGUAUUAAAAUCAUCAGAAGCAUAUAUAUCAGCAUUCAUCACUGCAAUAUAAUGUAAGGUGUACAGUAAGCGAAUAUAAUGUUAAAACAUUUCACAAACUGGUGGAUAUUGGUCUAAUAGGGAAUAUAUAAAUCGUGAAAGAACUAAUUAAGCAUGUGCUUCUGAUGAGUUCCCAGUGUGCAGUGCACUGCUCAAUGUGGUAUCCAUGUCAGCAAUUUACUUUGGACAAAUGUUUUGAUUAGACUCCUACAUAAUAUCAUAACCUUAGACAUAUUGUUAGGUGACAUAAAGUAUUAUAAAUUUUAAUUAAAACAUUAUUGGUAAGAACAGAAUUAAAAAGUUGGCUGUGCCGGAAUUUAGAAUACCUUUUGAUUGAACUUAAGAAUAGCAUGGAUUGUUGUGGCUGGAGUUACAUUAUGAUAUUAAAAUAUUUUAAUACAGCCACAUGUAUAGGAUAAACUUAUCUAAUGAGGUAGUUACUACCAAUCUUAACAUAUUUUAUGCUUUUCCAAAAUGUACAUACAUGAGAAAGUCAUGAAUACUUUGAGUGAUCAUCCAGAAUUGGAAAGUACAUAUUUAAACGACUAGGUAUUUGAAACUACCAUGUAUGUAAUAAUAGCCUUAGUUUCUUUUCCUUUUUGUACCAGUCCUGUUAAACCUUUUAAAGAGCUGAAUAAAUACAACAAAAUUUA